UGUUUCUAAAAUUAGGCCUAAAUAUAAUAAAAAAUGGUUCAAUGAAAUUAGUCUUUCAGUAUUGAUCCUAGGUGGAAUCAUUGCUCUGCUGAAAAAAUCGGUGUAUUACAAAAAGUGGAGAUUUUUGAUAGGAAGGUGAGGAUUCGUAUGAAUGGGAGGUCUGAGAGUGGAAGCACCCGGGGAAACAACAGAAGAGAGCCAGAAAAGGCCCGUACUGAUUGGAUGUAGAUUUGCAGAUCGUCGUGAUUACAGCCCGUUUGACAGCGCCAGGUAGGGAAAACAAAGGACAGCCCUCAGGCAAGUAGUAAGUUCCUGUACUCAGACAUGGAGACUCAAGCUAUUAAGAUAGGAUAGUGGGAAAAUAAAGAACAGGGCUGUGCCUUGGAGGCAUACAGACAAAAGAGACAAAAAGCAGGGAGUCGAUAUUGAUGAUUCACAAACGUGUGACACGGUGGAAGACAAAGCAUUUCUGAAUCACUGAUGGCUUACUCUUGCGGGUACAAAUGGCACAUCAGUGAAUGGCUGCCAGCCUAGCCAUCAUCCCUUUAUCCCUGCUCAUUCCUGGUUGGGGCACUUGGGUACCUAUCCAAAUGCGGGGCACACAGGUGGGACAAAUCCCUCUCAACGCCUCUGAGUGUAAGCUAGUGAGUGGUAUCAGUUUUGUGUUACUCUGAACACACCUUUUGCUCCUGUAAACGUGUUUUCUGGCUUUGCUUUGUUGUUGCUGCAGUGUCAUGGUAUCUUGUUACAGCCAAACACUGUUGAUACCAAAGCAGAUACAUAUAGUGGCAGAUACAAAUGCUGGCUUUGGCUGCCAACUUACCGACUGUGGGAGGCUUUGACAUUGAUUUUGAUUAUACUUUUUUCGUUUUGUGAGAGGUGAUUUCCCCAGCACACGUUUCUGGUGCAGGAAACCCUCACUUGUGUUUGUCAUUCAGGAACACGGAAUAUCUCUGUUUCAUCAUAGAAAGUUGUGUGAGUUGAGUGCUGAUUAGUUUUUGGAUUUGGUGACUUACUCUUUUAUCUAAAUAGUGGAGAACUUGCCCUGUUCUCCCUGAUGCUUGCAUGUGUGUCUUUAGUAAACACGUUUUGCUUUUUUUUUUUCUUGGGUCCUUGUUACUAAUUAGUACUUCUGUCUUCAUGUGUUUUGUAGUUGAACACGUUGCUGUGUAUUGGUUUCUCUACACUUUUCACCCUUCAUAUUGUACUUGUGCGUUUUCACAAAAAGAACAAAAGGUGAAGAUGGUCCUCUGGACAAAGUUUUCCCCCAUGCUACAUAUCUCAUUGCAACAUAGUUGGGGCAAAAUGCCAGUUGUUUCUUAAGGUGGCUCGCAGAUGGAGACUUAGCCACACAAGCUCUCCUUGCACUGGGAACAGUGAACAUGUCAGAGCACAGACCAUGAGUGGCAAACAUAUGGGCCAUUUGCUGUGUUAAAUUAUGAAUUGAGCAAUGAAAUUGACAUUAAUUUUUAAUUAGAUACUUUUCCACAGAGGUAGAACUCUUAAGAGUUCUGGAUGAGUAAAAUGUGAUUUGAAGAAACUCUUGUUGUGGUGGAUAGUCUUGGUCUCCAGACUGCAGUAUUUUUUGGGUUCUAGAACCAUGCAGUGUGUGCAUUUAGCUUUGCAUGCUUGAUAAUGUGCCUGUGCAACUGGCUGGGCACUGAACUGGGGGUGGUUUGGAGGACUGAUCUCAAAUCUUAAUGCGAGGAAGGUGAAUCACACUGGGUGUGACCUAUGCUAUGUUUACUGAGGGUUUACACUUAAUCCUGGGGAAGUGUACUGCUGACAGCAGACAUUUCGCCUUUUUAAAGUGUGUGUGACCGAAGGAGUCCAGUCACUGACUGAGUCGGAUGUAGAAGGUUGACUUGUCAGCAGAAGACCCCGUUUUCACCUGCCUGCUCUAAGAUGGUGAUUGCCAAGGCAUGGGUUCUAAAGAAGCAUUUUGAUGGUUUUCCCAAAACCAGUGACUUUGACCUGAAAGAGAUAGAGCUGCCAAAUCUAAAGGAUGGAGAGUUGCUGCUUGCAUCGGUGUUUCUCAGUGUUGACCCUUACAUGAGACCUUACAGUCGAAGGCUCAUGAAGGAAGGGGACAUAAUGAUAGGCACACAGGUUGCCAGGAUUGUAGAAAGCAAAAAUCCUGCUUUUGCAGUGGGGGCCUUUGUCGUGUGUGAUAGGGGCUGGAGAACUCAUUUUAUCUCUGAUGGGAAAGAUCUACGACUCCUUCCUUCCAGUUGGCCGGAAUCACUCCCCAAAUCUCUAGCUCUUGGAACAGUUGGCAUGCCAGGCCUCACUGCAUAUUUUGGUCUGCUGGAGGUCUGCAAGAUGAAGCCAGGAGAGACAGUGCUGGUUAAUGCUGCAGCUGGCGCUGUGGGCUCUGUGGUGGGUCAGCUCGCUAAAAUUGGGGGUUGCAAAGUGGUCGGCUGUGCUGGUUCAGAUGACAAGGUUGCCUAUCUGAAAAAAUUAGGCUUUGAUGAAGCCUUUAAUUACAAGACUGUUAAAUCUCUGCAUGAAGCACUGAGUAAAGCCUCUCCUGAUGGCUAUGACUGUUUCUUUGACAAUGUAGGCGGAGAAUUUGCCAGUGUUGCUAUCAACCAGAUGAAGAAAUAUGGAAGGAUUGCAGUCUGUGGAGCCAUCUCUGAGUACAAUGACUCUGUGCCUCAGAAAGGGCCUUAUGUGCAGUAUCCAAUGAUCUUCAAAGAGCUUCAAAUGGAAGGGUUUCUUGUGACCCGAUGGAACCACCGCCGAGAGGAAGGUCUGAACGCUCUGCUAAAGUGGGUUGUGGAGGGAAAAGUGAAGUACCAUGAACAAGUCACUGAAGGAUUUGAGAACAUGCCAAUGGCUUUUAUUGGAAUGCUAAAGGGAGAAAAUAUUGGAAAAGCUGUUGUAAAAGUGUGAAGUCAGAUAUUCCUGGGAGAAUGACACAGGAGAAUGUUAAAUCCUUUUAAUUCAGUUGUCAAAUCAUACGAUCAGUAUGUUUCAGUCAUUUUGCUGGAUGUUUGGUGAUGGUAACUUCUGUUAAUAAUUUGGCUAAUAAGACUAAGUAUAUUCCAAUUGCUUUGCUCUUGAAGAAAUCAAGAGUUGCUUCCCAGAGCUACACAAAACAAAGUACCUUAAAAUUGCUGAAAAUCAGAAUUGUAAAAGAUUUGAUCGUAGCUUGAACCUUUCAAUGAGCAGGCUUGUAGAAAGGAAAAUCCGUUCGAAAGCUUUGCUAGCUUGUCAGCGAUCUCCGACAAACAGGACGGGGAGCCCAGACAAGCUUUCCAGGAGCUUUUUAUUAUUUUAUUUCUGCAUCAGUCUCACAAGAGAUGGUCUGAGACAUCCAACAACUUCCUGAUUGCAAAGCAUUCUUAAAAGAAGGCAAUGCUUUUAGCCAAUCAACAUGCGUCUAAAAGUUACAGACAGCUGUCUUAACCAAUUCAUAAACAGCACACGUACCUCUGCUAUACACAAUGCUGGCCUAUUAUGCUUUAACAAUACACAAAGUCCUCAUUAUAAGCCUUAAACUUAUCUUUCUUGCUAAGCAUAUUUUUUGCAACUCCAAAAUCUAUCUAGGCCAAACCUAGAAACCCUAACCAUUGUUUUAAUGUCCUUGGUGCUGCAUAACUGUAUCUUCUUCUAGUUUCUCACAGGCAAAGCUGAAUUCUAAAUCCUUUUGCUUUAUUUUCUGAAGCCUGCUUUUAUUUCUCACACCUAAAAUCCUUUCCAGCUUUUGUGUUUCCCCACACUAGCUGAUGGCACAUUUGAUGUUUACCCAUUGAUUUGGCCCAGAACUUUGCAAGGGGGAUUUUUUUUAACCAAUAUCGAGGAGGGGAGAACGAGCUAACCUAACAACAUUUGGGGAUUUCAGCUUCCUCUCUAGCUGGCUUGCUUUUUUUUUUUUUUUAAAUUAACCAAUGUAGCUAUCUCAAUUAUUCGGAGAAUAUGGAAAGAUAAAUCUCUUGAUGUAUA
Corvus hawaiiensis (hawaiian crow) is the source of this 3948-nucleotide messenger RNA. It is a transcript of the gene PTGR1, whose product is annotated as prostaglandin reductase 1. Bases 1906 to 2895 code for a protein of 329 amino acids. Gene Ontology annotation, cellular component: cytoplasm. Gene Ontology annotation, biological process: prostaglandin metabolic process. The transcript has 10 exons. Lineage: Eukaryota; Metazoa; Chordata; Aves; Passeriformes; Corvidae. Gene Ontology annotation, molecular function: 2-alkenal reductase [NAD(P)H] activity; 15-oxoprostaglandin 13-reductase [NAD(P)+] activity. The record is from RefSeq and is a predicted model, not a curated record.